AUGUUGUUGGCUGCUUUUGUUCUUUCAAUUUUCUUGAUCCUAUGCAACUCCCACUUCAUAGUUCAUGUAAGUUCUUUAAAUGAUGAAGGGUAUACACUUUUGACUUUCAAACAGUCAAUUACACAAGACCCUGAAGGGUCUUUAAACAACUGGAACUAUUCUGAUGAAACCCCUUGUUCAUGGAAUGGCAUUGCAUGCAGAGAACAAAAAGUAGUUUCUGUUAGUAUUCCCAAGAAAAAGCUCUUAGGGUUUAUAUCUCCUGUUCUUGGAUCUCUUUCUGAGCUCAGGCAUCUUAAUUUGAGGAACAAUAAGUUCAUGGGUAGUUUGCCUCUUGAGCUUUUCAGAGCUGAAAAGAUUCAGAGUUUGGUUCUUUAUGGCAAUUCUUUAUCUGGGUUGGUCCCAAAUGAGGUUAGCAGACUUAAUUACCUCCAAACCCUAGAUUUGUCAAGUAAUUUCUUCAAUGGGUCAAUACCCAUUUCAUUGAUUCAGUGUAAGAGGUUAAGAAGUCUUGAUCUGAGCCAAAACAAUUUCACUGGUUCACUCCCAGAAGGGUUUGGAACCAAUUUGGGGUUUCUUGAAAAACUUGACCUUUCUUUCAAUCAAUUCUCUGGUUCUAUCCCUAAAGACUUUGGAAACUUGUCUAAUUUGCAAGGAACUGUUGAUUUGUCUCAUAAUUUGUUCAAUGGUUCAAUCCCACCUAGCCUUGGGAAUCUUCCUGAGAAGGUUUAUAUUGAUCUCACUUACAAUAACUUAAGUGGUCCAAUUCCACAAAAUGGUGCUCUGGUGAACCGAGGGCCAACCGCUUUCAUCGGAAAUGGUGGACUGUGUGGCCCUCCGUUGAAAAACCUCUGUUUUCCUGAUGAUGCUAGCUCACCUUCUUCAUUUCCCUACCUGCCAAACACUAAUCCAUCUGAAAUUCCUGAAAAGGGUCGAAAAGGGUUGAGUAAAAGUGGUGUGAUUGCGAUUAUCGUUAGUGAUGUCAUUGGGAUUUGCUUAAUUGGUUUGGUUCUAUCGUAUUGUUACUCAAAAAUCUGUCUUUGUGGUAAAAAGACACAUGGGUACGAGAAAGGAAGUAAGGGAAGAAACGAAUGUUUAUGUUUCAGAAAAGAUGAAUCAGAAACGCUAUCCGAGCACGUUGAACAAUACGAUCUUGUAGCAUUGGAUACACAGUUGGGGUUUGAUUUAGAUGAGCUUUUAAAGGCUUCGGCUUUUGUUUUAGGGAAGAGUGGGAUCGGGAUUGUUUAUAAGGUCGUGCUCGAAGAUGGAAUUACUUUGGCUGUUAGACGAUUGGGCGAAGGAGGUUCUCAAAGGUUUAAAGAGUUCCAAACCGAAGUUGAAGCCAUCGGGAAGCUAAGGCAUCCAAAUAUUGUAACUUUGAGAGCUUAUUACUGGUCUGUGGAUGAGAAAUUACUCAUCUAUGAUUUCAUUCCGAAUGGCAAUCUUGGCACUGCAAUUCACGGGAAGCCCGGCAUGCCAUCUUUUGUGCCACUUACGUGGCCUGUGCGUUUGAAGAUAAUGAGAGGAACUGCAAAGGGUCUGGUUUAUCUACAUGAAUUUAGCCCCAAAAAGUACGUCCAUGGCGACCUAAAACCGUCAAACAUUUUGCUUGAUAUGAACAUGGAAGCCCAAAUCUCCGAUUUUGGCCUCGGCCGCCUGGCUAACAUAGCCGGAGGCGGCACACCGGCACUUCAAUCCCAUCGAGUUGUCUCGGAAGUUGCAACCACCACCACAACCGCAACUUCAGCGUCAGCUUCAAACAUGCAUGCAUCUUAUUACCAAGCGCCCGAAGCUUUCAAAGUGGUGAAACCUUCACAAAAAUGGGAUGUUUACUCUUUCGGAGUUGUUUUGCUGGAGAUGAUCACCGGAAAAACGCCAGUUGUGCAGGUGGGUCCGGAGGAAAUGGACCUUGUGCACUGGAUUCAGGCGUGUAUCGAAGAAAAGAAGCCGCUUUCGGAUGUUGUGGACCCGGGGUUAGGUGAAGACGCAGAUAAAGAAGAGGAGAUCAUCGCGGUUUUAAAGAUCGCAAUGGGGUGCACACAAAGUAACCCAGAAAGAAGACCCUCCAUGAGACAUGUUGCUGAUCUCUUGGAUAGAUUGUCUCAAGAUUGAAGAAUUGGGUCAGUUUGGCAUAUUUGGAAAGUGGAAGGGUGUGAAAUGUAAAUCUGGUGAAAUGAGUAGGGGAGAAUGUAUUAUUUUAUUUCUUUAUUUCUGUUUUUUAAUUUUAUCUUUUUC
Cynara cardunculus var. scolymus (artichoke) is the source of this 2232-nucleotide messenger RNA. RefSeq names its product receptor protein kinase-like protein ZAR1. Lineage: Eukaryota; Viridiplantae; Streptophyta; Magnoliopsida; Asterales; Asteraceae. The coding region runs from base 1 to 2109 and encodes 702 amino acids. The transcript is spliced from 2 exons. Gene Ontology annotation, biological process: protein phosphorylation. The record is from RefSeq and is a predicted model, not a curated record. Gene Ontology annotation, molecular function: protein binding; protein kinase activity; ATP binding.